AUGGUUCCCGAAUAUUUUAUUUUCUUGCGUUUUUACUCUUAUAUCUCUUCACAGUUUCUUUUGCUUCCAUUGAGCAAGCGCAUUUGCUCUCAAAUGAAAGCAACUUUCGAAUGCCAAAAUAAUUCCUUAUUGGCUUCUUGGACACUAAGUCAUUCGCAUGAGAAUGUCUUCACACCUUGGAGCGACGAAACUUACGAUGCAUACAGGGAUUGGUAUGGAAUUAUAUGCGAUAAUGGUUGGGUAAACAGGGUGAAUAUUACAAAGUCUAAUGUUAAUGGCACACUCUAUGAUUUUCCAUUUUCAUCUCUCCCUUUUCUUGAAUAUGUUGAUCUUAAAAUAGGGAAACUUGUCAAUCUUGUUGAAGCUUAUCUUGGGACUAACCACAGGUUAUAUUAUACAGAAAUAGGUAACUUAGUCAAUGCAAAAUUGUUCUAUGCUUUCUCCAAUGAAUUGUCUGGUCCCAUUCCUGCUGAAAUAGGGAAGAUGAAGUCACUUGAGAAUUUAAGCUUCCAGACAAACAAUCUCUCUGGUCCAAUUCCCAAAACAAUUGGUGAAUUAACUGAGCUCAAACUCUUGCACCUUUAUACCAACCAACUUUCUGGCCCCAUUCCUAGUGAGUUAGGGAAUUUGAAAAAUCUGAGUGAUCUGCAAUUAUCCAGUAAUCAACUUCCUGGUCCAAUUCCUGCUUCCUUUGGCAAUUUGAAAAACUUGCAAGUUUUGUAUCUCCGUGAGAACAAACUUUUUGGUUCUCUUCCAAAAGAACUUGCAUAUUUGGAUAACUUAGUUGUGAUGGAAAUGGAUGAAAAUCAGUUUUCAGGCCAUUUACCGGAGCAUCUUUGCCAAGGUGGGAAACUUGAGAGCUUCAAGGUGAAUAGUAACAAGCUGACAGGGCCAAUACCAAGAAGCUUUAGCAAGUGCUCGAGUUUAAAAAGGGUUCGUUUUGAUAACAACAACUUCACUGGGAACUUAUCUGAAGCUUUUGGUAUCUAUCCGGAGCUUCAGUUCAUUAAUUUGAGCGACAAUGAUUUCCAUGGUGAACUUAGUAGCAACUGGGGAAAAUGUAAGAAUUUGACUAAUCUGCAGGUGGCUAGAAAUAACAUUAGUGGUAGCAUACCACCAGAGAUUGGAAAAGUUAACAGGCUUGAAUGA
Molecule: messenger RNA, 1149 nt
Organism: Lycium ferocissimum
Lineage: Eukaryota; Viridiplantae; Streptophyta; Magnoliopsida; Solanales; Solanaceae
Product: MDIS1-interacting receptor like kinase 2-like
Exons: 2
Coding region: 1-1149 (382 amino acids)
Source: RefSeq, a predicted model, not a curated record